Molecule: messenger RNA, 921 nt
Organism: Hyaloscypha bicolor E
Lineage: Eukaryota; Fungi; Ascomycota; Leotiomycetes; Helotiales; Hyaloscyphaceae
Exons: 2
Coding region: 1-921 (306 amino acids)
Source: RefSeq, a predicted model, not a curated record
AUGGCAACCGUCGAACACUGCCUCUUCUGUUUCGAGGCGCUAUCCGCCAGCCUCGAGAAGCGCACGCCCAUGACAUUGUACCAGGUGCAGUCGUCCUGGACCGCCUAUCCCAAGGGUCUCGACGAAGAAGAUGACGACGACGAGCAACCUGAGCUAGAGUCUUUCGACUCCUCACCGCCUUCAGACAAUGAGUCGGGAAAACCGUCGUCCUCGGUCCCCGUCCCCCGCAACCCUAUCUUAGAACGACUCUUCAACUCCUCAAGCGGCAGCUCAACGCCAGCAUCGUCUUCUUCUUCCUCAUUGUCACCAUCAACAAACAACACCACGCCAUCUUCGUCCUCUACCUCCUUCGUUCCUAUCGGGCUGCACCCCCGCCGAACCUCCCAGCGCUCCUCAAACAUUACCGAAUCCCCGCUCUUCAUAACCUGGAACACCAUCUCGCCCUCCUCCUCAAAGUCCCUACGAGGCUGCAUCGGCACCUUCGAGCCCCAACCCCUCUCCUCGGGCCUCAGUUCCUACGCCCUAACCAGCGCACUCUCCGACCACCGCUUCAACCCCAUCACCCUCCGCGAACUGCCCACGCUCGAAGUAUCCGUCACCCUCCUCACGGACUUUGAAAAUGCAAAGGACCCAAUGGAUUGGGAGCUCGGCGUGCACGGUAUUAGGAUCAGUUUCUAUGCGCGGAAUAAGCGGUAUGGAGCUUGCUAUUUGCCGGAUGUGGCGCCAGAGCAGGGGUGGGAUAAGGAGGAGACGAUUGUGAGCUUGAUGAGGAAGGCGGGGUGGGGUGGGAAGAGGGAGAAGUGGAGUGAGGUGGGGGAUCUCAAAGUGGUGAGGUUUCAGGGGAUGGCGGAGAGUGCCGGGUGGGAAGAGUAUAAGCAGUGGCGGGAUUGGGUGAAGAACGGGGAGCAAAAGAAUAAUUAG